Molecule: messenger RNA, 1581 nt
Organism: Morus notabilis
Lineage: Eukaryota; Viridiplantae; Streptophyta; Magnoliopsida; Rosales; Moraceae
Product: phenylalanine--tRNA ligase, chloroplastic/mitochondrial
Exons: 10
Coding region: 81-1403 (440 amino acids)
Biological process (GO): phenylalanyl-tRNA aminoacylation
Cellular component (GO): cytoplasm; mitochondrion
Molecular function (GO): phenylalanine-tRNA ligase activity; ATP binding; tRNA binding
Source: RefSeq, a predicted model, not a curated record
CUGUUGUUGUUGGGGUGGGAGGGAUUUCCAUCUCUCAUUUCUUCGCUCAUCCAAAACCCAAUUGCGAAAUUUCGACAUCCAUGGCUGCAGCUUUCUCCUUCGCCCAAGUCCUUCGCUUCUCCAGUACACCAUUCUCUCUCCAAACAAAUAGAAAUACUCUGAGAAGUUUCACUCUCUUUCGACCUUUCUCCACUGCGUCUUCUUCUUCUUCUUCUUCUUCUUAUUCAGUCAUUUCUCCUCAUAAGCUUCAGAGAGAGAAAUGGAGGCAGCCAGUGGUUUCAGUGCUCGAGCUUGGCGGCGUCAAGAUUGCUAGAGAUGAUGUGGUUAGGGAUGAUCCUACGAAUAAUGUUCCGGAUACAAUUUUUGCUAAACUUGGAAUGCAACUGCACAAAAGAGAAAAGCACCCGAUUGGAAUUCUGAAGAAUGCAAUAUUCGAGUACUUUGAUACCAAUUACUCCAACAAGUUUGAUAAAUUUGAUGACCUGUGUCCACUGGUUUCUGUAAAACAGAACUUCGAUGACGUACUUGUUCCUGAGGAUCACGUGAGCCGAAGUUAUAAUGAUACGUACUAUAUUGACUCCCAAACUGUUUUGAGGUGCCAUACAAGUGCUCAUCAGGCGGAGUUGUUGAGAGGACACACCCAUUUCCUUGUUACAGGGGAUGUCUAUCGUAGGGACUCCAUUGACUCAACUCACUACCCUGUUUUUCAUCAGAUGGAGGGUGUUCGGGUCUUUUCUCCAAAUGACUGGGAUGGAUCGGGGAUGGAUGCCACAUCUUUUGCAGCUAGAGACUUAAAGAAGUGCCUUGAGGGUUUGGCACGCCACUUAUUUGGUUCUGUGGAAAUGCGGUGGAUUGAUACAUAUUUUCCAUUCACCAAUCCCUCAUUUGAACUUGAGAUUUUUUUUCAGGAGAAGUGGUUAGAGGUUUUGGGAUGUGGUGUGACAGAGCAAGAAAUAUUAAGACGAAGUGGCAAAGAAAAUAAUGUUGCUUGGGCUUUUGGGCUUGGGUUGGAGCGGCUAGCAAUGAUUCUAUUUGAUAUUCCGGACAUACGCCUAUUUUGGUCAAGUGACGAGCGGUUUACGUCUCAGUUUUCCUCUGGCCAGCUGGGUGUCAAAUAUAAGCCAUUAUCCAAGUAUCCUCCUUGUUUCAAAGAUAUUAGUUUCUGGAUCAAUGACUCUUUCACAGAAAAUAAUUUUUGUGAAGUUGUUAGAGGAGUUGCUGGAGAUCUGGUUGAGGAGGUGAAAUUGAUAGACAAUUUUACAAACAAGAAAGGGAUGACAAGUCACUGUUACAGGAUAGCAUAUCGCUCCAUGGAACGUUCACUUACAGACGAGGAGAUUAAUAAGCUACAGUGGGAUGUUAGAGACCAGGUGGUGAGCAAGUUGAAUGUUGUCGUUAGAUAAGAAUUUCCUAGUGCCAUAGCCGAUUCAGCAGCAUAAAUCAUGUAAAUUUCUUAUCUCUGUUCAUUAACAUGUUGAGUAACCGCUGAUUUCAUUUUGGCGUGUUGGCCCCUCCAAAAACACGAGGCAACUUAUAAAGUUAAAAUAAAGUCUUUCUUAAUCUGAUAAUUAUUCAUCAUUA